This is a messenger RNA of Salvelinus sp. IW2-2015, 3927 nucleotides long. RefSeq names its product katanin p80 WD40 repeat-containing subunit B1. Gene Ontology annotation, cellular component: katanin complex. The record is from RefSeq and is a predicted model, not a curated record. Gene Ontology annotation, molecular function: microtubule binding. NCBI's taxonomy places the organism in Eukaryota, Metazoa, Chordata, Actinopteri, Salmoniformes, Salmonidae. Gene Ontology annotation, biological process: microtubule severing; microtubule depolymerization.
AACUAUGGCAAUAUUGAAUUACAACCAUUAACCCAGAUUGUAGUAGGCCUAGCCUAUGCCUAUUGAAAUGACAAAUCAAUCUUGCUAAUUGGCCAUUUAUAAUGGUUUGUAGUCCUUAACAUCAGCCAAACAAUAAUGGCACAAUUGCCAGAAAAUAGCCUAACAUUCUUUUGAAGGUUAUCCAAGUGUUUCUUGCACAGAGAGUUCGAGAUCCUUUGUCCAACUUUCAUCCAUCAAACUCUCCUGUUGGAUUUAGCUAUAGUUAUGCACAUGCGCAUAAGGGAUUUAUUUCCAAUGAAACUAGUUAAAUCGACAUCCAUUGAUGGAAAACGAUGUGGCGAGUAUAAAAUAAGGGCGAAUUAUAUUUUCUCUUGCGACAUAUACAAAUUCCUUUAUUAGUCACCUUAGUUGGCAAUAAUUAUAAUUUUUAUGGAAAACCGAAUUUGUCUUCUUUCGUCGUUACAAGUUACGUCGAUAUUCCUUCUUAAUUUGCUCGAUAACGUUAUGGGAAAAACAAUUAUCUUGCUGCUGAAAAAAAUGGUUCUAGAUUUCAGGAUUUGUGUGAGGGUUUUGAGUAGUCAUUGGAAUAUACAUUUUAGUUGGACCUGGCAACCCUGAGUGUGUUCUCUGAACUUCAGACAUCCGGAAGUGAAUAAGUGAUCUCAUCGCAAAGCCCAGUUGCUAAACUGCAAGUGUGGAUUGGGGUUGGCGUUCCAUAGAUAAAUAAAUAGCCACACAAACAUGACAUCAACAAGGACUGAAGGAGCCAGACAAAAAGCAGAUUCGUAGUUGGUAUCAACUAACUAGUGAUUCCGGUCUUAACCAUUCUCUUUUCACCAAUCAUAGCUAGAGAUUUUCUACUAGCAAUUAGCUAAAAAUGCAGGUAUGUUCUGUAUUAUAUUUUGCCCUGCCCAGGACGAGCAAUCUAAUUAGGUAGCUACUUGAGCUGUUAACGUUAGCAAGUUAUGCUAAUUUAGCUAACUGGCUAGUUAGUUGAUAGCUAACGUUAAUAAAGUUCAACGUAACUGUUUAACCAUCGAAAAGGUGUUAACUAGUUAACAGUUAUUAGAAUGUGCAUGACUUUGACAUUUGCCCAAAUUGCAGCCCGAAAUAAAUUGUUACUUUGUUUGUUUUGUUUAAGCUAACUACCAGUACAUAGCCCGCUAGCUAAGUUAACUAAGCCUGCUAACUAGCUAGCGAACAAGCUUGCUAACGCCAACAGCGUAUAUUCGACUAUCUAUCUUGUAAUAAUCCUCCCUCAGCUUCAAGAGAAGCCGACAGGGGACAUGAAACGGAUGAGUUAUGCCACCAUCAACAAUUUGUCAUACAAAGUAUUUUCCCUUUGCCUCUUGUUCAUUCAUUGGAGAUAAGCUAAAGGUCUCAUCACACAGUCAACACACAUGAACCAGCUAGCCCUGUGUGAAUAAUAACAACACUCGUUGAGUGUUGGACGCUCAAGAAUCACCAUGGCUGUGGCCAACACCACCAAAACAUCAUGGAGAUUACAGGAGAUUGUAGCCCACUCCAGUAAUGUGGUGUGUCUGGCCCUGGGGAAGAACUCAGGCCGUCUGCUAGCCACUGGGGGAGAGGACUGCCGAGUCAACAUCUGGGCAGUCAGCAAACCCAACUGCAUCAUGAGUCUGACAGGCCAUAAUAACCCAGUGGAGUGUGUAAAGUUUAAUAACUCUGAGGAGCAGGUGGUGGCUGGCUCACAGUCCGGAUCACUGCGCGUAUGGGACCUGGAGGCUGCAAAGAUCCUAAGAACUCUAAUGGGACACAAGGCCAAUAUCUGCAGCUUGGACUUCCACCCGUUUGGGGAAUACUUGGCAUCUGGUUCCAUGGACACCAACAUCAAGCUGUGGGAUGUACGGAGAAAGGGCUGUGUGUUCAGGUACAAGGGUCACACUCAGGCAGUGAGGUGCCUGGCCUUCAGUCCAGAUGGGAAAUGGUUGGCCUCUGCUAGUGAUGACAGCACCAUCAAGCUGUGGGACCUGACUGCAGGGAAGAUGAUCACAGAGUUUACAGCACACACCGGCGCCAUCAACAUCAUCCAGUUCCACCCCAACGAGUAUCUGCUAGCGUCAGGCAGCUCUGACAGGACCAUCAAACUGUGGGAUCUGGAGAAGUUCAAGAUGAUUGGCUCUUCAGAGGGAGAGCUGGGACCAGUCAGGUGUCUGGCCUUUAACCUGGAUGGCUGCUGUCUGUAUAGUGGAGCUGUGGACUCUCUCCGUGUGUAUGGCUGGGAACCCGACCGCUGCUUUGAUGUGGUGCCAGUGGGCUGGGGCAAGGUGGCAGACCUGGCUAUCUGCAACCACCAGCUGAUUGGCGUGUCGUACAAUCUGACUAAUGUUUCGUCCUACGUGGUGGAUUUGACGCGGGUGAAGAAGUCUGGCUCUGUGAUCCAAGGCGUAAUCCAGGACGACCAGCCGCUCACGGAGCCCUCCCCGAAAGGGUCCACGCUGCGACGCAACUACGACAGGCCCCUGACCACCUGCAGCACGCAGAGGGUAAAGCAGAGUUCUGAGUCAGACCGCCGCAGUCCCGAGGGGGAGAGGAGGAGCCCCAGUAGCGAGGACGAGAAGGAGUCCUCCGCCGAGAUCCGUAACCCUGAGGACUACAAAGAGAUCUUCCAGCCAAAGAGCGCCAUCUCUCGCACCCCCCCAAAGAGUGAGCCCUUCCCUGCCCCCUUGGAAGAUGAGAGUUUUGUGGUGAGGGCUAACCAAGGGCUGGUGGAGCUCAUGACUCCUAUGACUGACAGACAGCAGCCUGCUCGUAACAACCGGCUCAGUGUGCUGGGUGAUGACGAGGCUCUGGCCCAGAUCCGAAAGGGCCAUGAUACCAUGUGUGUGAUGCUCACCAGCCGACACAAGAACCUGGACACCAUCAGAGCCGUGUGGGGCAGCGGGGACGUCAAGACUUCCUUGGACUCGGCCGUCUCGAUGAAGGAUCUCUCUAUCGUCGUGGACAUCCUCAACAUCGUUAACCUCAAACCGUCGCUAUGGAAACUGGACCUGUGUACCUCUAUCCUGCCCCAGAUUGAAGAGCUGCUGCAAAGCAAGUAUGAGAGUUAUGUGCAGACGGGUUGCACCUCUCUGAAGCUGAUCCUGAAGCGUUUCUGGCCUCUCAUCUCAGACACGCUGACAGCGCCCCCCUCUGUUGGAGUGGAUAUAACACGGGAGGAACGCCACCAGAAGUGCAAGGCAUGCUACAAGCAGCUGAAGAACCUCAGCAACGUGGUGAAGAACAAGGCCGACCAGGUGGGACGCCACGGCAGCGCCUUCAAAGAGCUGCAGCUGCUCAUGUCCCCACUGGACUACUGACAGUCGACUAUGCAACUAGAGACCCGAAAUGGCUGAGCACUGCUGUGAGGACUCGAAGUCUGACUGACGGCUGCAUUCUCUCAUCCACCUGAGUGGUAAAUCAGGGGACAAUCACAGAUUCACACUGCGUGUGGAUGGACUGAAGCAAUGGAGUCAGAGACAGGGUGGGAUAUGAGUCCUGUGCCCAUUGCAUCCAGAAGGAGUCAGUAGGUGUGUUUUCAUGGCGUAGCUCUAUUUAAACACUGGGCACUUAUGUCCUCUGUAACCUUGACGUGCACACACACUUUAAUUCCACACACACAAACACCUAGGGCCGGGUUUCAUUCCGAUUGUGGGUUAUAGGCAUUGCGGCUUUUAAAGGUAAUGUUCACGAGGAGAUCCUAUUCACAGUAAAAGCUGCACAGUUUGGCUCAAUCAAAUCGCCUUGAUGCCUAUAACCUACGAUCGGAUUGAAACCCGGCCUAAUUUACUGUGUGAUAUCUAUUUAAAUAUUCUCUCAAUCUUUUUCUACAUUCUGUACCUAAGAUGUCAACCCUAGAUGCACUCUUUGAAAGUAGUUAACACUAAAAGAACAUGUUUUUCAAAUAAAGAAUUGUUUAAAAAGGAA